Acanthamoeba castellanii str. Neff is the source of this 1044-nucleotide messenger RNA. RefSeq lists its product as uncharacterized. The transcript has 5 exons. Lineage: Eukaryota; Discosea; Longamoebia; Acanthamoebidae. Bases 1 to 1044 code for a protein of 347 amino acids. The record is from RefSeq and is a predicted model, not a curated record.
AUGACGCCAGCCUUGCCGCACGGGAAGAAGCUGGUCCGGAGCCUGGUGCUGGCGCUGGUGGCGCUCGUGGUGUGCGCUGCCUUGGGAGCGCAUGCGCAGUCCUUCCAGGCCCAGAACGUGCUCGUGAGCGACCUGGUGGGGACGUCGGGCCGGACCUACCCGGCGAACGUGCAGUACUGGGACGUCGCCGGCCAGGAGGCCAUACUCUUCACCGUCCCCUCCUCCUCCUUCCUCAUCUUCGAAGACUUCACCACGGGACUGCGCUACGUGGCGUGCGAUCAGGGCUGCCGCGUGGAGGCCCUCUCGUCGUCGUUCCCGCGGCUGGACGCCAACACGGCGUCGACCUCGCGGUUUGCCUUUGGCGACUUCGAGCGCACGUUCGCCCUCCCCAGCGGGGGCCUGCAGACGCUGUCGGCCCGCCCGACCCUCCCGGCCGCGUGCGCCGCCGCCGCCAAGGGCUCCCUCACCCUCACUACCGACCCGUGCCUCCCCUUCGGCCUUCCUUGCGGCACCUCGUGCCUCUGCCUGGGCUGCACCGACGGUGAUCCCUGCACCGUGGAUGACACGUGCGGACUGAGUAAGUUUGGGGCGCUGACGUGCACCGGUGUGGAGACCUGCAAUCGCACCAGCACCGCCAAGACAGUCAUCGCCAUCAACAGGCGCGGAGGAGGUGGCAGCGGCACCGCCGUCGCGUUGGGCGUGGCCCUCGGUGUCGGUAUCGGCGUGCCCGUGGGCGUACUCCUCCUCUUCCUCUUCCUGGUCCUGCCCCUCAUCCUCCUGCCACUCCUUUGGUACUGCCCCACUCCAGCCAACCCCCGUGAGGAGGCGGGAGCGCCGUCCGACUGUGCGGCGGUUCCGAUGGCGGCGGGCUAUGCGCCGGCCACGUACAUGACGGGUCCUGCCGGCACGCCGGUGGCCGUCGGCAAUCCGCUCUACGCCGAGCCCUGGCGCACCGCCGCCAUGCCGCAGGGCGUGACGGGCGCCGCUGGCGCCGCGGGCACGCCGGCCGGAGGCAUCGCGCGCGACAUUCCGGUCUACCCGUAG